AUGAGCGCCGCCGAGACGUCGAUCUGCAUUUCAGUGCUGUGCAUCUACGUGCUCAGGGCGCCACCAUCACCACCGCCGACGACCCCCGCCGCCGCUCGUUUUGCUUACGGAGAGGAAGCAUCCUUGGAGAUCCUGCCGAGCGGCGAAACGCAGACGAAGCCAAUCGGGUCCAGCAUCAUUCUGACGUGCAAGCCGAAGGUCGAAGACACGAAGCUCAUCAGCGACAUGCAAUGGCUCGAUACGCAAAAUCGUGUGAUCGAGUCCCUGAACACGUUCCCAGGGAACUCGAAACCACCGAUGUACACCGAAUUGCACCAGGAUAACAGCCUGUCUCUGUAUUUCAACUCCCUUCAGGAGGAGCAGGCUGGGAAAUACAUGUGCAGGGGCACUUAUGCGAAUUCGAUACAGCUGAACAAGACUGUGACAAUUGAAACUAUCGUGGCGAUCACUUGGGACGACGCGCCCCAGAAUCAAUACCCAAUCCUUGGAGAAGACUUCCCGAUUCAGUGCAAAGUACGCGCGAGGCCUUCGCCCUUAGUCGACUGGCUCUACAACGGUGAAUUAAUUAAGACGAACGACCACUACAUCAUCGACAAGUACGCGCUGAAGAUCAAGAACGUACAAGAAUCCGACGACGGGAUCUACACUUGCCGAGCAUCGGUGUUGAACACGGGAGAGCUCAAAGAACGACCUAUUCGUGUCGAGGUGCACGUGCGCCCGACGGUGACGGAUCUCUCCAGUCCGGUCGACAUAAUCGAAGGGGAAGACGCGAGUAUACAGUGCCAAGCUCUCGGUAAACCGCCGCCGAAAUUCACCUGGGUGAAGUCGUUGACGCAGCAGAAUCUCUCGAGCGCCGACCGUUUCGGCGUGGACGCGGACACCGGGAUGUUAACGAUCACGAACGUGAACAGAGAGGAUGCUGGUGAAUAUCAGUGCACAGCGACGAACGCGGCCGGCACAGCAAACACGAACAUCAUGGUGAACGUGAUAGUCAAGCCAAAGAUUAUGGAGUUUCUGAACGCCACCGUGGUGCAGGAUAAAGAGGCGACAAUCGUGUGCAAAGCGUUCGGCAGACCUCCUCCCCAAGUGACAUUCCGAAAGCACACGAAUGACAAGCCUUACGUGAAAGGAGCCCAACCAGAGGACGACAGAGUGAUCCUCACGAAUAGUCAAGACGAUAUCACUGGCGAGACAGUCGGUACUUUGACCAUCCACGAAACUAUGAGAUCGAACGACGGUCUGUACGAAUGCAUCGCUCAGAACGCUGGGGGGGAGGCACGCCGGAACGGACAUCUCAUGGUAGAGUUCCCGCCAUCUUUCGCCUCGAUGCCGAACAAGACCGUCUGGUCAUGGGAACAACGGCCAGUGAACAUCAGCUGUAUCGCGGAGAGCAUACCGAACGCGACUAUACGAUGGACGAUACACGGGGAUCAGAAAAUCGACAACGACGCGAUGAUCAAACAACUUGGCAAUGGGCCACUGUCGACGCUUAUGAUCGCGCCCCUCGACAGGCGAUAUUACACAACCUACAAAUGCAUCGCGUCGAACACGCACGGUACACGGGAGCAUAAUAUCGAGCUGAGAGAGGCGACCCGACCGGGGGAGGUGUUGCAGUCGAAAAUGGUCGAGAUUACCGCGACCACGAUCAGGUUCGAAUUGGUGCCGCCCACCACGCAUCCGGAAUUGCCCGUCAGGACGAUCGUUGUGCAGUACAAGGAGGACAGGCAGACCUGGACGGAGGCUAAGAAUAAAACGUGGUCUGUUGACUCGUACUACGUCAUCGAAGGUCUGAAACCGCAGACCCCAUACGAAUUCCGGUUCGCCGCGUGGAACGACGUCGGUCUUGGUACCUGGGGAGCGAUGUAUCGCGAGGUGACGCCCGGUAGAACCUUCCCGAACCAACCGAAGAUAAUAACGCCGGCCGCCGAGUACGACGUGUCGAAGUUCAAUAAUCAAUACGAAUUGUCGUGGUUGGUCCCGGCCGACAACGGCGAGCCGAUCGACAUGUAUCAGAUCAAGUACUGUCAGAUAAAACGCGUGUCAGGCGAAUGGGAGGUGCUGGAGAACACCUGUUGGACGGAGGACGUCAAGACCCAGGGCAGGACGAGGCACUGGCUUAAGAACCUGUACUCGGACACGUUCUACAAGAUCGAGCUCAGGGCACACAACGCGAUGGGCUUCAGUCAGCCGGGGACCGCGAAGUUCAAGACGGCACGGGAAUCUACGGGCCUCAAUGUGGACUACAAUAUAGAUACUUCCGCCGGAGGUACUCCCAAGCUCGCCGUGACCGCCAUUGCUACAGCAAUUCUAUUAGUAGCCAUUUAAAAAAAGAACGAAACACGAACGAAAAACAAAAAACAAACGAAAAGAGGCACACAAUAAAAGAGAGUAUAAAACCGAUUGCAAAAGUCAUCGUGAAGAUAAA
Messenger RNA from Dufourea novaeangliae, 2425 nucleotides. RefSeq names its product fasciclin-2 (gene Fas2). Bases 1 to 2325 code for a protein of 774 amino acids. Gene Ontology annotation, biological process: axon guidance; dendrite self-avoidance; homophilic cell-cell adhesion. NCBI's taxonomy places the organism in Eukaryota, Metazoa, Arthropoda, Insecta, Hymenoptera, Halictidae. The record is from RefSeq and is a predicted model, not a curated record. Gene Ontology annotation, cellular component: plasma membrane; axon. Gene Ontology annotation, molecular function: cell-cell adhesion mediator activity. The transcript has 7 exons.